Messenger RNA from Rhopalosiphum padi (bird cherry-oat aphid), 2100 nucleotides. Its product is annotated as hapless 2-like. NCBI's taxonomy places the organism in Eukaryota, Metazoa, Arthropoda, Insecta, Hemiptera, Aphididae. Bases 1 to 2100 code for a protein of 699 amino acids. The record is from RefSeq and is a predicted model, not a curated record. The transcript has 11 exons.
AUGUAUCGGUGCAUUUUAUUUGUGGUGUUAAUCUUAAGCACAUCACUUCAAUACACAUACGAAACUAAAGAUAUGAAAACUAAACUUCAAGCAAUUAUAACACCAUUUGAUAUGCAAUUUCAUGAAGAACUAAAUUUUGUAAAUGGAGUGCCUAUUCUUACCAAUCAUAUUAAACGGAAUAACAUUAAAACAAAAGGAAUCUACAUAACCAUAUGGUUAAAAAAAAAUACUCAAGUGGUCAACUCUGAAGUAAAGGAAAUGGUGUUCAACAAGGAGUCGAACAGCCAUUAUCCUGGUUGCUACGCUGACUUAAAACGAUCAAGUUGUAAUUUAACGACGGCGAGGGAAGUAAUCCCAACGCAAUACAGUGAAGGUUUUUGUUGUUCUUGUAAGAUGGCGGUCAAUAUCGAGCGACAGAUGCAUGACUGUCAAGGACGAAGCCGGUUUAAGCACGUUAUCCACGCAAAGAACGCGUUAAAUGAAGACAUCGAAAUGCUGAUCAGUCGAAUGGUAAACAAUCUUGAUUCGGAUGACGAAAUAAUUGCAGAAGUCGCAAACAAUACAGAAUCAUCACAUACUUAUAAGGAACAAAUACGUGGGGGCCAAAACUGUGACUCCACAAAUACGCCAGAAUAUGUCGACGAAGCGUAUCGAUAUCACGAAAGCAGUCAUUGUUUGGAAUUCAGUGAUUUAUGGUACAAAGUAAAUAAGUUGGAAUCUGCGUCAUACCAUCAUUCGGUUACAAUAAGUGUUUAUGAAAAGUAUACUAGGGAUGAUAGUAUACCGUUGUACAGGAAAAUCAUUUCCAAAGUUAAGUUAAGUAACAAUAACCAAACUUAUGAAAAUGACGAGACAAAUGUGGAAGCAAAAUAUGUAGCAUUAAUAUUUGGUGAUGAUCAAUACUAUAGUUUAGAUAUAAAUAGCGACAGAAUUUUGAUACCAGAAAAAAUAUCAUCUAUAGAUGAACUUCAUAAUCCACAAUCAAUAGACGAUCCAAAGAAAUAUUUGAUUGUAAAUGCAAAAAAUAUAAGUAUCAAAGGUGACGAAUGUAAUAAAGUUGGUGUAUCAUAUGAAGCGUUCUUCAAACAAUACAAUAGAUGUGGAGUGAAAAGAUCUAGCUGUUUGAAUAACCAACCAUCACAUUUGUGGAAACAUGAUAUGGAUGCAAUUGAGUCAGAAAUUCCAGGAAGAUAUUUUUUAGAAAAUUUUGUUAAAUUUCCACAAGAUGCAAAUAUAGUGCAAAAUAUUAACGGGACUGAAACGUUAAAUUUGCAUUAUGAAUUGGAUUAUACUAGUGAAUUAUUUAUCCAUAAGGAAACAAAUUAUAAUAGUAUACUUUCGACAAGAUCUCUUAUAGAAAUUGUAGAAAUAUAUUCAGAUGCAACUAAAAGUGAUCAAACUAAGAUAGUCGCAGCAAUCUAUAAUAUUGGAAUGAAGGCCGAAUUAUUCCAAGUGCAAUUAUUAGAAUUUCCAUUAAAUCCAAAAAAAAAUUUGCAAGUAUUGGACAAAUGGAAUAAAGUAAUGGCUUGGAGACACGUUCUUAUUAGCGAAGCCAACCGUUGUUUUUGUGUGUGGAACUGUGAAUGUGCUUGUACAACAAUUGAAGAUCAAUUAUUUGCAUCGAACUGUAAAACGAUGUCACAAAAAGCUUAUAAUGGUGCUGGCUUUCGAGGAGCUAAGCCCCAAAUGAUUGAGUUUACAUUCAGUUCGUUCGCGGUAAUACAAUCAACAAAAAUGAAUAAAGGGCAUACAUUUACCAAAAAAAUUAAUUUGCUUUGGUUAAAAAGAUGUUAUCAUUGUAAAAAGAUAAAAUUUUUUAAAAAAAUGUACAACUGUUCAUGUGAGUUUAUAUUAUGCCAUAAAAAAUGCCAUGAGAGGUUUAUACAAUUGGAAAAGUCAACUGAAAUUACAACCAUUCAAAGUGAAACUAUAGAAGACAAAAGAGACGAUUUAAAAACUAAAGAAAAUGAGCAAAAUCUGAUUAACCAAGAUAUACACGAAAUGGAAUCUGGUGAAAACUUUUUGGACAAGACAAAUAAUAUAUUAACUUCAGCUGUUAAUGGAAAAGAUCUGCAGGCUACUGGUCAAACAAAUAAGUAA